Molecule: messenger RNA, 636 nt
Organism: Triticum turgidum subsp. durum (durum wheat)
Lineage: Eukaryota; Viridiplantae; Streptophyta; Magnoliopsida; Poales; Poaceae
Source: the annotation of a GenBank genome assembly
AUGGCGAUGGUCACGGCUGACUCCUCCGCCGCCGCCGACGCCGCCACGAAGCAGCCAGAAGCCGACAAGGAUUACAGCUCCUACAACGGCGCCUCCACCGCGGGUGUGGGCGGAGGGGCCCGCCGCGGCGGCGGCGGCGGCGUUGUUGUGGAAUCUGUGGUGGCGCGGUGGAAGCGGGAGGACAUGCUCGACAAGUGCCCCCUCGCGCUGCACGCCGCCGCCGCCGCCUUCGCCUUCGUCGCGCUCGUGCUCGUCGCCUCCAACCAGCACGGCGACUGGAUGCAGUUCGACCGCUACCAGGAGUACAUAUACCUGCUGGCGAUCGCGGCGCUGGCCUUCGCCUACUCGCUGGCGCAGGCGCUGCGGCACGCGCACCGGAUGCGCAGCGCCGCCGACCCCAUCCCCGCGCCGUCCGCGAGGCUUUUCGAUUUCAUUGCUGACCAGGUAGUCGCAUACUUGCUGAUGUCUGCUCUGUCAGCGGCUAUCCCUAUCACGAACCGCAUGAGAACAGCUGUGAUCAACAACUUCACUGACGCGACCGCUGCGGCGAUCAGCAUGGCCUUCCUUGCAUUUGUUGCCCUCGCCUUGUCAGCCACGGUUUCGGGGUACAAGCUCUCCAGACAAAUGUACAUGUGA